AAGAUUUACUUGAAUACAUGCUAAUAGCCAGAGUAGAUGAUGCGCCUAUAAACCCACUACUACUGCUAUAUUGUUCCCAAUCUUUUUGACAAUUUAUAUUUCAGCACUAGUUCGUGCUAAGCGUAAGAACAAAAGCGGCGUUGGAAUCUUAUUUUACCGUGAUCGUAUACAUGAGUCUCUUUAGUGCUCAUCAAGAUCAUGUAAGUUGGCAGGUGGUGUUAAAGGAGCCAGCCCGGUUUGUUAUACGCUCCUUAGUUCAUCAACCCUUCAGAUGUCUGAAUAGCAACACUGCUAGUAUAACCAAAGUGCAUCGUAAAAUUUAUGCUCGGUUAUAUCCGACUGCAGUCAUUUUACCAGAUGGUUCAAGCUUCGGUAUUCGUUAUCAUGAGCCAAGAAAGAUCAUUAAGUUACCACUUGACCUUUCAACGUUAAGUGAAGCGGAGCGUAUAGCUAGAUUAGAACGAAGAAAACCAAAGAAGAAAGUCAAGAUCGAGGAAGAUAUUGAAGAUGAUUUUGAUGCCAGACAGUAUGUUCAUCUGCUAAAGCAAUGAACAGAUAACAAACGCAUACAAGUUGUUGAUGUAAUAUAAAAAUUAUAAUACAAAUUCGUGUGAUGAAUACCCAUGUCAUUUGAGAAUCCACAGAACUGACCUUCUUGAAUAUUUUGUUCCCACUUCAUUGAACAUUGUACUUGAUUGCUUAGCACAUGAA
Zootermopsis nevadensis is the source of this 711-nucleotide messenger RNA. The record is from RefSeq and is a predicted model, not a curated record. NCBI's taxonomy places the organism in Eukaryota, Metazoa, Arthropoda, Insecta, Blattodea, Termopsidae.